Molecule: messenger RNA, 3020 nt
Organism: Phragmites australis (common reed)
Lineage: Eukaryota; Viridiplantae; Streptophyta; Magnoliopsida; Poales; Poaceae
Product: cryptochrome-1-like
Exons: 5
Coding region: 518-2611 (697 amino acids)
Biological process (GO): circadian regulation of gene expression; entrainment of circadian clock by photoperiod; blue light signaling pathway
Cellular component (GO): nucleus; cytoplasm
Molecular function (GO): FAD binding; blue light photoreceptor activity; DNA binding
Source: RefSeq, a predicted model, not a curated record
GGAGAGGAGAGAGGCCAAAGGGAGCAGCGGGGCGAGGGAGGGAGCACGAGAUAAAUGGACAAGAGGAAAAGUUGAGAGCAAAUCCAAACCAACCAAUACCAAUAUCCACACACCCUCUCGAUUGGACCACACCUCUCCUCUUCCCCAACCAAGACUCGGAAGCCCCUGCCACUCUCUGCAAGAACGCCCGCCAUCAUCGAUUCCCCAGGCAACUGAUUUUUUUUUUUUUGUCAGAGGGAGGAGGAGAUUGGUCACUCGAUCUUCACUGCCCGUGCAGUCGCUCUGAAGAAAAGAGGCCAAUCCAAUCCAGCCCAUUCCACAGUUCCUGAAAAUCCUCGCUCAGUGCAAGAAGCAGUUUUUGUUGCCGCGGUGUAGAUUGUCCUGAGCAGCUCAUAGCAGAGAGCCAGGAGUUUGUUUCUUGGCAGCUUCUUGAACUGCUGCUGAUCUUGGCCGGGAGCCAAGAAUUUGUUGUCUUGAGGGGCUUCUUGACGACUCGUGUGGUGCCGGAUUGGGUGCGAUGUCGGUGUCGCUGUCGUCGAUGAGCGGCGCCGGGGAGGCGGAGGUGCGUACCGUGGUGUGGUUCAGGCGGGACCUGCGGGUGGAGGACAACCCAGCGCUAGCAGCGGCAGCGCGGACGGCGGGGGAGGUAGUGCCGGCAUACGUGUGGGCGCCGGAGGAGGACGGGCCGUACUACCCCGGCAGGGUGUCCCGGUGGUGGCUCAGCCAGAGCCUCAAGCACCUGGACGCCUCGCUCCGCCGCCUCGGCGCCGGUAGGCUUGUCACCCGGCGGUCGGCCGACACCGUCGUCGCGCUGCUCGACCUCGUCCGCAGCACCGGCGCCACGCACCUCUUCUUCAACCACCUCUAUGACCCGCUGUCGCUGGUCCGGGACCACCGCGUGAAGGAGCUGCUAACAGCCGAGGGCAUCACCGUGCAGUCCUUCAACGCCGACCUGCUGUACGAGCCGUGGGAGGUCCUUGACGACGACGGCUGCCCGUUCACCAUGUUCGCGCCCUUCUGGAACAGGUGCCUAUGCAUGCCCGAUCCCGCCGCGCCGCUGCUUCCGCCCAAAAGGAUCAAUUCAGGUGACUUGACGAGGUGCCCGUCCGACGAGCUGAUCUUCGAAGACGAGUCGGAGAGGGGAAGCAAUGCGCUGCUCGCGCGGGCAUGGUCGCCGGGGUGGCAGAACGCUGACAAGGCACUGACAGCCUUCCUCAACGGUCCGCUGAUCGACUACGCAGUGAACCGCAAUAAGGCCGACAGUGCGAGCACCUCCCUGCUCUCCCCGUACCUGCACUUCGGCGAGCUCAGCGUGCGCAAGGUCUUCCACCAGAUCCGGAUGAAGCAGCUGAUGUGGAGCAACGAAGGCGACCACGCCGGCGAGGAGAGCUGCACCCUGUUCCUCCGGUCCAUUGUCCUGCGAGAGUACUCAAGGUACCUCACCUUCAACCACCCCUGCAGUCACGAGAAGCCCCUCCUGUCGCACCUCAGGUUCUUCCCCUGGGUUGUCAACGAGGUGUACUUCAAGGUCUGGAGGCAGGGGAGGACCGGCUACCCUCUUGUCGACGCUGGUAUGAGGGAGCUCUGGGCAACUGGAUGGCUGCACGAUCGCAUACGCAUCGUCGUCUCGAGCUUCUUUGUCAAGGUGCUCCAGCUGCCAUGGCGCUGGGGGAUGAAGUACUUCUGGGACACAUUACUGGACGCUGAUCUCGAGAGCGACACAUUGGGCUGGCAGUACAUUUCCGGGUCUCUCCCUGAUGGCCGUGAGCUUGACCGCAUCGACAACCCUCAGUCUGAAGGGUACAAGUUUGACCUGCACGGGGAGUACGUCCGGCGAUGGCUGCCGGAGCUGGCAAGGCUGCCAACGGAAUGGAUACACCACCCUUGGGAUGCACCCGAGUCAGUGCUGCAGGCUGCUGGAGUUGAGCUAGGCUCUAACUACCCUCGCCCUGUUGUUGAGCUAGAUGCAGCCAAUUGCAGGUUGCAAGAUGCCUUGUCAGAGAUGUGGGAACUUGAGGCAGCCUCUCGCGCUGCGAUGGAGAACGGAAUGGAAGAAGGCCUUGGCGACUCCUCAGAGGUGCCACCGAUCGCCUUCCCUCGAGAACUGCAUAUGGAUGUCGACCGAGAACCAGUCCGGCCUGCUAUGCAGACACCAACAAUGGCCGGCCGGAGACGACAAGAUCAGAUGGUGCCUAGCAUGACUUCCUCAUUGGUCAGAGCUGAAACAGAACUUACUGCAGAUUUUGGGAACUACAGCGAGGACAGUAGGCCAGAAGUCCCAUCAAACGUGCACUUGCAGCCUCAGACGGAGAGGGAAGAAACGGUUGACGGUGGCAGCGGCACUGUCAGAAUGAACAGCAUUCAUCAGCAGCAUAACCUUCAGAACACCCUACACCGUAUGCGGGGUGGUGUGCCGUCCACAUCAGAGGCGUCGAGCAGCUGUACGGGCAGAGAAGGCGGGGUUGUACCGGUCUGGUCACCUCCGGCGGCAUCAGUCCAUUCCGAUCCUUAUACUGCCGAUGAGGCUGACAUUUCCAGUAGAAAUUAUUUGGACAGGCAUCAGCAAUCGCAUAGGAUGAUGAACUGGAGUCAACUCUCGCAAUCAUUGUGAGUUCAGAUGCCCGGACAACGGAAUGGGAAGUGGACGAUUAAUGUCGUGCGUCCGAAUUUAAUUGAUUAGAAGUUCGACAGAUAAAUACAUAUGUAAAUUAUCACCUUUGUUUAUCUGUAGCCUUGGUGUGCAUGCAAGUCAUCAAUCAUGCAGCCAUCCUUGGUGUAAAUGUUAGUCCUACAUAACUUUGGUGGUAUAGGUUGCUAGUUGUCAAAAAGAUCUGUACUCAGUUUCUGUAAUCAGAUAAGAGUUCUCUAGCAUCAGGUCCAUUUUCCAUUUGGUUAUUGCAGCCUCUGGUGAUGGAAUAGUCAUCACAGAGGUGUGUUCUCAGUUUGGUAGAUGUCGAACUUACCUGCUGUUUGAGUAGACUUGAGGAAAUACCCUUGGCAAUGAGAUGGUACGUGCUCCA